Molecule: messenger RNA, 340 nt
Organism: Pelobates cultripes (western spadefoot toad)
Lineage: Eukaryota; Metazoa; Chordata; Amphibia; Anura; Pelobatidae
Source: the annotation of a GenBank genome assembly
AUGGCGGCAGAUCCCGCUUUGAGCCGCAUGCUGCAGGCCGCUAGCUAUGGCCUUUGUUACAACAAACCGUAUAGGAUGGAAAAGAUCCCUUUGGGAUACAUUCAGCAGGUAUGCCACACGGUACUGGAGUCAGGUCUGCAGUUGUCAGGACAAAGAAACUUCACAGCUCAGAGCCCACUGAUGUAUGAGUGGUACCAAGAGUAUUAUGUUGACCCUGCCCAUGGCCUUGCAGGGAUAUACUACUACUUAAUGAAGCCUGAAUGCAACCUUGGUAGUGAUAAGCUGUUGACCUUUGUGCGACCCAGUUUGGACUAUUUCAGCCAUCUCAAGUUCCAGACUG